This is a messenger RNA of Ahaetulla prasina, 3080 nucleotides long. RefSeq names its product armadillo repeat-containing protein 12-like. The record is from RefSeq and is a predicted model, not a curated record. The transcript has 6 exons. The coding region runs from base 1 to 1038 and encodes 345 amino acids. Lineage: Eukaryota; Metazoa; Chordata; Lepidosauria; Squamata; Colubridae. Gene Ontology annotation, cellular component: nucleus.
AUGAAGUAUUUAGAGCUGAUAACAACAAGAAACAUGGUAUCUGCUGCUACAGGAGCUGGCGCUAUUUUCCUGGUGGCCAAGACCAUCAUGGAAGGGAUCAAGAGUCCUCCUCAUAAUCCAGAGCCUCUUCCCUUAGCCAAACUUGCUUUAGCUCACCAGAGUAAAGCUGAGGUGGAUUCUGGAGAACUCAGAGGACUUUUGCUCUCUCUCAAUCCAAAGCUAGAUGCUUACUCCAAGAAUAUGAUACUCCACGGAAUCACCCGUUGUGUUUAUUUACUGGAAUCAGAGGCAUCUGCAUGUACUUAUGAGGAUAUUAAACUUGUGGCCUCAUUCCUGGAUGAUUCGGACAUGGGUGUCAAGAUUCAGACAAUGCAUGCUCUCAAGGCUUUUGCUGGCAUCUGGAAAUUUAGAAUCAGAAUUCAGGAAUUCAUGCCCAAGAUUCUUGAAAUGAUCACUGAAUUAUGGGACACCGAUAUACACGUUGCUGGACUGAGAUUACUGAAUGGAUUGCCGUGGCCAAAUCACAUGCAACCUCUCCUGAAAAAGCUCUUGCCCACCUUAAUGGACAUUCUGCAGAUGGGGACCAAUUUGGCUCAGGUGCAGAUUCUAAAAUUCCUUAGCACAUUAGCCCAGAAGGAGGAACUGUUAUUUGAUAUCAUGAAUUGCCAGGUGCAUCCAGAAUUCCUCAGCCUAUUCCAACCUUCCCAGCUUGGAAGCCUGCUCUUUGAGCUGCUCGUGCUCGUGGAACGGCUCUGUGAGGGUCGCCUGACUCCCCAUUACCAAUCAGGGCACUGGCAAUACAAUGAAUUGUCACUCUAUGAAGUCCUUUUUGGAAUCAAUUCUCGGCUAGCUGAUUGUCUUCUCUCCCUCAUCAUUCAUCCCGAGGAAGAAGUGCAGAUUCAAGCCUGCAGAGUUAUUCUGAAACUGCAAUUAAAUGAGGAGGGGGAAAUGGCUGGUAUCCAGAGCACCAAUUCUUCUUUCAGCAAAUUCUUCGGUGAGAUCAACACUGAUGGCCCCAAUGCUGAACCUAUCUAUUAGAUCAUUGCAAAAUUUAACACAGAAUUAAAUUAUCUUUAGAAAUAUAGAAAGAAAAUAAUUAUUUUGAAAAGAUAAAAUCUUUCGAAUUGGAAAGUGUAUAUAGGAGAAUAGCAGGUUGGUAUUCAGUCAAGGGACCAAACAAUCCUAGUGGCCUUGCACCAGUAAAAGAAGAAAAACUCUUCCUCAAUAGUAAUAUCCCAAAAGAGAGCAAUAUUGAAAGCAUCCGUCCAACUGGUAGAACCAAGAAGGGCCUUCUCUGUGGUAGCUCCCUCCCUGUGGAAGAUCAUCUUUGCAGAAAUAAAAUUGGUCCUCACCUUGAUGCUCUUUCAAAAGGCCCUGAAGACCUGGUUUUCCCAGUGGGCCUGGAGGUGGUUGGUUUAAUUGUUCUUGCCAGGGGGAUGAGGGUUUAUUGGAUGUUGUAUUGGGGCCUUUGUAAGACCUGGAAUCACUGUGAGUGAAUUGGGUGGUUGCAUAAAUCAGGGGUCUCCAAUCUUGGCAACUUUAAGCCUGGUGGACUUCAACUCCCAGAAUGCCCCAGCCAGCAAAGCUUAUUUGCUUUAUUAAAUUGCUUUAAUAAAUAAAUAAAUAAAUAAAUAUGACCCCCAACAUAAAAACAUAAUUAGUAUUAAACCAAUCACAGGCACAUAUUCCUAUGCCCAAGAGUCAAAGAAAAUGUAAAGCUACUCAAGAUGCAAACAUGGAAUUUCCCUGUCCCACCAUUUAUAUAACAUAUAGCAGGGGUGUCAAACUUGCGUUGUCACGGCAAUGUCACGUGACGUAUCGGAACUUUUUUCCCCUUCACUAAACUGGGUGUGGGCGUGGCCAGCACAUGAUACAUCCAGCCCACCGGCCGCGAGUUUGAGACCCCUGACAUACAGUAUAAUCCACUCUGGAGGAGGAUGACCUGGUGUUUUUCACUGAAUGAAUUAAUGAAGUAUAAAUAGGAAUAAAGCAACUAGAAGUUCUCAUACAUUUAUCACUUAUAUUCAUCCCAGCCCAUGCAUAUUUCCUUUGGAUUGAAAAGCAGAAAUGGAAGAAGCAGCAGCACAACAGAAGAUCUGAAAACUCCUGUAGUUGGAGGUUUGCAUAUAGAAUACAGUGAAAACAUGAAUAUCCUGCUCAAAGGCCUGCUCUUUCAUAAUCCCCCAAACUGAUAUGGACAGAAAAGUAUAAAGAUUAAUCCUAAACCAAGGUUUUUAACAAGAUACUUGUCUCUCCUCCCUAAUAUUUUCCAUCUUGAAACAGUCCAAUGUAGAGUGGCGAGGAGACCUUGUAUAUUAACUUGCAUGCACAUCAUGUAGCCUAGAGGUGGAGCUCUUCCCUCACAAUCAGGAGGUUGUGAGUUCAAUCCUAGGUAGAGGCAGAUAUAGGGUCUCCUGCUUGGACAGGGGUUGGACUAGAUAUCCUGCAAAGUCCCUUCCAACUCUGUUAAUCUGUAACUUCUGAUAAAUUAAAAUACUCAUGGGGCAAAGUAAGUUCUUUGAAUUGACCUCUUCAGAAAUCAGUAUUAAUGAUGUUUAUAAAUUUGGCAUAUAAUUGCUCUUUUUGUGCCUCAACCAUCAAUGAUGAUCGUAUUUUUGGCUAUUUCCCUGGCAAAGUUGCUUUGACAUGCAGGUAUUCUAGUGUGGAAGUGCAUCAACAUAUCUAUAGCAUUACAUUUGCUUGUGCUCGGGGGUCACUUUUCCACACCUCAUAGUUUUCUAGAGAAUGUACCUGGAAACAGGAAAGGCUUAUGGUGUUUUCAAGAGGAGCUAUUCAUAAAUCUUCUAAAUACAUUGACAAAUCAUUUCAUUUCAGAAUCCAUCUCUGGCAAGAAAUCUCCCCUGCUAAAAUAGUCCAAUCAGAUAUUUUACAUUAGAACAUUUAUUUCUCAGAGAGAAAAUAUAGUUUCAGACAGUCAGAUUAUAGUAGGUAAAAUUAGCAUUUUUCUUUACAAGCAUAGAAUUUAUUACCUCUUAUUUCAUCUGAUAUAAACAGUUCUAGAAAGCAAAUAAACUCACUUUCUACAAUAAAUAGAGCCAUCUGUGCUUUACAGCAGACUG